GACGCCACCCAUCGCGCAGAACCCUGCCUGCCUUACCGACAAGGUGGCGCAGUUACGACACAAAGGCGGAGCCUUCGUGGGGACCGCCCCGGUGUAUAAAUGGAGGCGGGGCCUCCCAAGAGGCCAUUGCGCGGCCGCGGAGUUCGACCCGCCCGCUGCUCCGCCCCCCGAGAGUGUCGGUGCCACCAUGGAGGAGUACCACCGCCACUGCGAAGAGGUUGGUUUCAGUGCUGAUGAAGCACACAAUAUCGUUAAAGAGUGUAUAGAUGGGGUCUUGGGUGGUGAAGAUUAUAACCAGAACAACAUCAACCAGUGGACUGCAAGCAUAGUGGAACAGUCCUUGACACAUUUGGUUAAGUUGGGAAAAGCUUAUAAAUAUAUUGUGACCUGUGCAGUGGUUCAAAGGAGUGCCUAUGGCUUUCACACAGCCAGCUCAUGUUUUUGGGAUACUACAUCUGAUGGCACCUGUACCGUAAGAUGGGAGAACCGAACCAUGAACUGUAUUGUCAAUGUUUUCGCCAUUGCUAUUGUCCUGUGACAGACUAAAAAUGUUUGGCCAAAGCCAUUAACUUAAGAAUGUGUCAGUGUAUCCUUUCUAAAAAGAGUAGUAGUUACUUAUUAAUGUGUUAGAUGACAAGUGUGCAAUAUGCUUCAAAAGCUACCAGUGAAAACUGAACAUUAUAAGCAAGCAAUCUCAUAGUAAGUUGGCAGAUUAUCUCGUAUUCUCUCCGGCAUCAUUUAAAUAGGUAAAAUUUAUUGUUGGCAAAAAACAAAAACAAAUAACAGCAUGACAUGAAAAUAUAAUCUUAUAUUUACACUGGCUUUUCACUAACAUGUACCUAAGAAGAUGGGGAAAUCCAUCCAGAUAAUAAAAUUCUCUGUCAUCCAGAGAAGUUAACAGGGAUAAAUAUAUGACCAAAAAAAAAAAAGAUGCAAAGAUAAAUGUGGAGAAAAUAAUAACUAGCUAACACUUCUUAGUUUUUCAUCUCUUCUCCUCACUUAGUUGUACAUAUCAUUUAGUAGAAAAUAAUUCGGUUCGUUUUUUUCCCUACCAACUAUUACUACGGUAGCAACCAUCAUUGACUUGUUUACUUUUUCUGAGAAUUGUCCAGUUUUUUAAAUUUAAAAUUCUUGUAUUUACACCAAAUAAAUCUGGUAACCUGAAUUCCCUAGUCGAACAAAAUUCGGGACAGUGUGUGCUGAAAGGUACAUGACACUGACAGCUGACUCACACCUGGCUCAUUUCACGUAGAGCCAACAUUUAUGGAAUCCCUAUUAUAUGCAUAUUUCUCUCCUAGCGUUACAACUAUCAAUGUACUGUGCAAAUGCUAAGUUACUUUUGCCACCUGUUCAGUUGGACAGCUAACAUGCUUGGGGAAGAAAUAAAAGAAUUGUUUUACAAGAAGAAAAUGAAUCUGGUUAUCCAUGUAGAAAUAAGCAAAAUGAAAAGCACUUAUUGCUGACAGAGACUUAUCGAUGUCAUUUUAAGCAUUGCUCCUAGCGAGUAAAAAAAUGCAUACAAUAUGCAACUCUUAGUUAAAGGCCUUACUAGCAGUGUGACUAUACAUAGUCAAUUUUGUCAUUGCUUUAGUUACAACCAUCUGUAAAUAAUUUAAGUACUUAUCACAUGGGGUUCAAAUUGAGUGGAGUCAAGUACAAAUUAGAAGUAUACAAUCAUUAGCAGGUUAAUGAAUAUCUCAGGGCUUAUGAAAUGUAGUUAAAUAUAUUAAGAAAAUACAAGAUGAAAAAUUGGGGUACAUAGCUGGUCGCCAAACGCGAAGGCAAUCUGGUUAUUUAGCCUGGAAAACAAAAUUAAUUUUGCAUAUUACCACUAACACUAAUAUACAUAGGGAGGGGAACCACGAUUCAUUGCAUUUUGAGGGGAAAGGCAGGCUUAGUAUUAGUAGUGACAAUAUGAAGAUAGUGAUAGUAUUCUUGUAGGAAUACUACGUGCAUGUUUGAUAUAUUGCUGAAUAAUUGUUCGAUGUCUAAGAAGAAUAUUAAGAAAGUACAAGGAUAGAGUUUCAUGUGGGUGAUCUACACAUUUGGCACGUCAAAAAUUCUCACAGCCAUUACCUUUCUUUUACGUUGCUCUGCUGGCUUUUGUGCCCUUGAAGAUUAUAUUAGUGACCAAAAUAUCUGUUCGGUUAAGGCUUGCUUUCGAUUAUUGUUAUUGAAGCCUGAUUUUAAAGGAAUAAUAAUCCAAUAUACCUCGUGAACUUGCUAUCUGCUCUGUUUUUAUUUAAAAUACAAUAAAGAUUAUCUUCCUGCGCUGUGCUUUCA
This is a messenger RNA of Callorhinus ursinus (northern fur seal), 2283 nucleotides long. RefSeq names its product dynein light chain Tctex-type 3 (gene DYNLT3). Gene Ontology annotation, biological process: microtubule-based movement. Gene Ontology annotation, molecular function: dynein intermediate chain binding. The record is from RefSeq and is a predicted model, not a curated record. NCBI's taxonomy places the organism in Eukaryota, Metazoa, Chordata, Mammalia, Carnivora, Otariidae. Gene Ontology annotation, cellular component: cytoplasm; cytoplasmic dynein complex.